AUGCGUUCGUUCAACUUAAUGUCUUUUACUCUGGCAAGCAGCCUUGCGGUUGCCUCUGCUUCCUCUCUUUUACAUCAGCAGCGUGAUGUUUCCCCUGACAACACUUGCGGAAACACUGGUGCUGGAACAGCUGGAUACACAUGCCCGACUGGCAAUUGUUGCUCCCAAUACGGAUACUGUGGUACUUCGUCGGACUACUGUAGCAGCAGCAACGGCUGCCAAAGCGGCUUCGGAACUUGCACAGAGUCACCCGAUGAUAAUGAUAAUGGAUCUGGCACUGUCUCUCCGGAUUUGACGUGCGGAACGACAGGAGCCGGGACUGCUGGUUACGUUUGCCCUACAGGCCUGUGCUGCUCUGGAUAUGGGUAUUGUGGUAACAGUACGGACUAUUGCCUUGCUAGCAAUGGGUGCCAGGACUUGUUCGGCGACUGUACCGACGACGGUGGGGAUGAUGCUGGAGACAGCGACUCCGGUAGAUGCGGUCCCAGCUUCAAUGGAGCUGUGUGUGCUUCCAAUGAAUGUUGCUCUGCUGAAGGAUAUUGCGGAACGACAACGGAACAUUGUCAAGCACCCGACUGUCUUUUCAACUAUGGUCCAGCUUGUGACGCCAACAAGACUCCUUCUGGCACGAACACUACGACUCUGACCCGAUCCAAGCUUUCAAGCGUGGCAUACGGCGGUGCGGGAAUUUAUAGCUGUGUCGACGAAGGAGUGGUUGCCAUCACCUACGAUGACGGCCCAAGUGGUUACACAAAUGACCUGCUCGAUCUGCUUGCAAAAUACAAUGCAAAGGCCACCUUCUUCAUCACUGGUAACAACAACGGCAAGGGCGAGAUCGACAACACAAGCCUCGCGUGGCCCACGGUCAUCAAGCGCCAACACAGCGACGGUCACCAGAUUGCCUCGCACACUUGGUCUCACGCCGACCUGAGCAACAUCACGUCUGCGCAGCGCAAGAACGAGAUGGUCAAGAACGAGAUGGCUCUCCGCAACAUCUUGGGCUUCAUCCCUACUUACAUGCGACCCCCUUACUCGUCUUGCACGGCCGAGAGUGGAUGCCAGUCUGACUUGGCCGACCUAGGCUACCACAUCAUCUACUUUGAUCUAGACACGCAGGACUACCUCCACACCACCCCUGACCUCAUCCAGACGUCCAAGGACAUCGUUGACGACUUCUUCGAGGGCAAGGAUGCGGGCACCUUCGAUGCCCUCUCCAUUGCGCACGACAUCCACUACCAGACCGUUUACAACCUGACUGAGUACAUGCUCAAGGAGAUCACGAGCCAGGGCUACAGGGGCGUCACCGUCGGCGAGUGUCUUGGCGACCCAGUCGAGAACUGGUACAUCGCCGACAGCAGCGCCAGCACCGCAAGCCCCGUCGUAGGGUCAAGCUCUGCUUCAGCCGUUGCGUCCAGCGCCACCUCUGCCGCCGUCACAACUGGCGUCACCAGCGCCGGCUCGACCUUGACCAGCGUCACGAGGGCGGCCAGCAGCACGACUGCUCUUCCCUCGACGACCAAGCCAACUUCUCCUUCCACCACUUCUACUGCCAGCACUCCAACCACCACUGCGGGCAACCCAUCUUCAGGAUGGUUAGGCAACUUCUGGGACUGGUGGAAAAAUCUCUUUGGUGGUCGCAGACCCUGA
Molecule: messenger RNA, 1647 nt
Organism: Neoarthrinium moseri
Lineage: Eukaryota; Fungi; Ascomycota; Sordariomycetes; Amphisphaeriales; Apiosporaceae
Exons: 6
Coding region: 1-1647 (548 amino acids)
Biological process (GO): carbohydrate metabolic process
Molecular function (GO): chitin binding; hydrolase activity, acting on carbon-nitrogen (but not peptide) bonds
Source: RefSeq, a predicted model, not a curated record